AUGCGUGCAGUUGGAAUAUCCCGUAUUUCACGGGCUUUUGCUGCUGAAUUCUCCGCCGCUUGGAGCCGAGUCGACGACGUGGACCAAGGAGAAGAAGAGAAGAGAAGACGAGAAGAGAAGACGAGAAGAGACGCAGAGAAGAGAAGCAGAGAAGAGACGCAGAGAAGAGAAGCAGAGAAGAACUUUGACGACUUCGUUGGGAAACAAAGUGACAGAAAUAUGGAUGAUACGGAUCUUCUGUCAUACAACGGCGAUGCCGUACCACGUAAACGACGUCGGCCGGCGUUGGCGUGCGACCAAUGUCGUCGCCGGAAGGUCAAAUGCGACCAAAAAAUGCCGUGCGAUCAAUGCCAACGAUCCAAGAAUCUCUCGAUUCAUACAUGUUCCUAUGUUCAUGUCCAUGCCGCCGUUGGCUCCUCUUCAACAGGGCCUCAUGCUAGCCUACAAUCACAGCAACAAUCACAACUCUCCUCAGCUCCCCCAGCUCCCAUUAUUCCUAUCCCUCAGGUAACCCAACGUGAAAAUUGCGCAGCAUAUCCAUCGCCUUCUACGGCAAAUGUUUCUGGCUCGAGUCCACAUGUAGAUGACCAAGGAAGCGAUAUCGCCGGAUCUACUCGCAAUGCCAACCGGGACCAUCAAUCUGCGGUGACGAUUCAGGCGCUCGUGGAUAGGGUCCGCCUCUUGGAGAAGAAACUUUCAGAGUCUACGAGCACGAACUCUAUUUCUAGCUUUCCUCCACCCCGCUGCGGACCGAGAGAGGUGUUGGAUGAUCCUCAAGGUUUGCCUGCUCCCGUGAGCGAGACGUUCUCGAAAACGAGAUUUUUUGGGAAAAGUCACUGGAUGAAUUGUGCUAAGGAGUUCGAGACGGUAUACAAUUUCAAGCAUCGACUUGAAGUAGAUAAUAACUCUGAGAUAUCCAGAAUGAUGGUUCGAUGUAAGACGCUGGCAAGAGCUGCAAAAAUAAGACGUCCAAUACGCCAGCUAGAUUAUCCGGACUUGAAAGACCUUGUUCCUCUACGUGAGACGGCGGACGAGCUUGUCACGGGCUAUCUUCGUACCUUUGAGUCUGUUUAUCGAAUUUUACACGUGCCCACUUUCCAGCAGGAAUAUCUUCAAUUCUGGAAUAGCCCUCAGUCUGCGAGUCAGUCUUUUGUGGUGCGCCUGCUCCUUGUAAUGGCUAUAGGCACUUGCUUCUAUCAAAGGCCCGGUAGUUCCAUUGCGCCUCGGACAAUGGCAGCGCCAUGGGUCUAUGCGGCUCAGGCAUGGUUGGGGGCUCCAUCUGAGAAAUCUCUCGUCAAUAUCGCUGCCGUCCAGGUACACUGCCUUCUACUUCUAGCGCGCCAGAAUUGCGCGAUUGAUGGCGACCUAGCUUGGAUAUCGGCUGGCUCUCUACUGCGGGUAGCAAUUGAGCUUAUCGCCAUCCACCGUGAUAAUUCGCAUCACCUUUUUAACACAGCCCACCCCUCUCAAUACGGAGCCACACAGCCCUCUAUCUUCCAAGUCCAAUCCGUCUCUAUUCUCACCAAUAGAUUCUUGCUUGCUCUCCACCACCCCUUCGCUGUAAAAGCAAAAACAGACCCAAAAUACUACUUCUCCCGUAAGAUAUGCAUGGAUGCCGCGCUCCACAUCCUUUCUCCAAAUAACCACACGGACAAUGAGGAAGAUGAUGCGAAUGUCACUGCCAAUUCCAAUGCCAAUACGCUCCCCCACGGCAAUGACUUUGAGUGCCUAAAACUCCACGCCGGAGGCCUCAUCCGCAGCUCCAUCAUGUACGCACAAUUCGCCAUUUCCCUCGAACUCAUUUACCAACUCCAGGAGGACCGGCCAGCGCCUUUCCCGUCAAACACGUUUCCACUCUCCUCUCCAUCGUCGUCGGCCACCCAAACAUGGCGAAGAGAGCUGCACGCUGCGACACAGAAUUACAUGCGACUCACGAUGCGCCGGAUCCAGAUGGGCGAAACGAAUGUGAAGGGAUAUAUAUUCUCCUCUUGUAUCUUGGCACAGAUCAAGGCGAUGGAGGCAGGCGCGUCAGAGGUAAAUGCGUACAUUAUGGAGGCGGCGAAAGAGGCAGUGGAUCAGUGUCAUACUUGGCUAAAGGAGCGAGCAAAGCUGCAGGGACGAAGUGAAGCUGAGAUGAAGGACAAUGAAGGUAAUAGUUUAAAUACGUACAAUAAUAAUAAUAUAUAUGGCGAUGGCGGUGGUAACAGUGACAACGAAAGCCAGAGGAUCGAAUGGGUUGAUUUGGACUCACAGUUUCUCUUGGACAUCCCCGAUUCGUGGUUAUUUCCAGCGUUCCCCUCGGGGGAUCUGUAA
Messenger RNA from Histoplasma mississippiense, 2313 nucleotides. RefSeq lists its product with no specific name. Gene Ontology annotation, biological process: regulation of transcription by RNA polymerase II. The record is from RefSeq and is a predicted model, not a curated record. Gene Ontology annotation, cellular component: nucleus. The transcript is spliced from 5 exons. The coding region runs from base 1 to 2313 and encodes 770 amino acids. Lineage: Eukaryota; Fungi; Ascomycota; Eurotiomycetes; Onygenales; Ajellomycetaceae. Gene Ontology annotation, molecular function: RNA polymerase II cis-regulatory region sequence-specific DNA binding; DNA-binding transcription activator activity, RNA polymerase II-specific; zinc ion binding.